AUGCGCAUGAGGCUGCGGGCGCCGGACGAGCCCGAGGCUGAGAGCAGCUACGAAAGAGACGAUAAUAACAGUGCACCCUCUACUCCUGAUCGAAGCCUUUUUCUACCACCGCUGGACGUUGGAUCACCCGAAUAUAUUGAGGAGCGACUGGAGAAUCUCAAGCGUCGUCCCACUUGGGGAAAUUUCCUGGAUCAAUACGUACAGGACCAUAUGGACAGUGACAGUGACAAUGAAGCAGAGGAUUAUACUGAAGUAUCAACGGCCUCUACUUCUGGAUUCAUCCGCUCGACGCUCUGGUCGCUGCUAGUCGUGAUGGCCGCACCAUUGCUGAUCUUCUGCGUCCCGUGCUUGAGACACAAAAGUUACGGAUUCUGGCCAUUGGGGUGUCGUUCGAUCAAGGAACUCUUUGGUCGUGCACUAAUUCAUGUGAUUUUCAUUGUGUUUGGACUUGGAUUGCUAUACUGGACAGUUUGUCGAGAACUGCCGGACAUUUUUUGUCUGGAUCAUGCGCUUGUAAAGCUCAACGUACAGAUACUUAAGAUGAUACACGCAGUAGAUACGUGUCAUGCGGCAUUACUGCAAUGGGAUAGGGCGGUUGCGCAGAAGUUGUGUAUGCCUGCGGGCAUCGAUAUCGUGUUGCUGCUGGUGAAUACAUGUCUGCUGCUGCACUGUCAUUGUCGAUGGGCUAGAUACCUUAUGGUACUCAUGGCCGUAAUGUUUGUGGUGGAUAUGCCUACAAAACUGUAUGACGUCACGUUUCCAGCUCCAGAGAUCCACAUGUUGGACCCAAAUUUUGCUUUGGUUAAUGAAGAAGUGCUGGUAGCGUUGGAUGGAAAGAACCUGAAGCAUGGUGGAAGCGUUGCCUGGGUAGCGUAUUGGGGAUGCGCAAUUACAGCGAACAUUGAUGCGUGCGAGAAGCAGUUUGUAUCUACGUUCGAAGCUGGUAACGUUGCUGUGACGUUUAAGUCACUCGACCAUUUCAUCCCUUGCUAUCGCGAUCCACCAAACCCGCUCAAGGCGCAAGACUACCAGUGUUUUGAGUAUGUUCGCAUUCGGGUGAAGGAAAAACACAGUAUUCCAGGAUGGUCACGGCUGGCGACCCAGACAUUGUCCAAGUCUAUGCAAGCCUUGCCACCGGUAAGCGAUGAAUGGCUGAACAGGCUGGAGAUCUCUUCUUUUCAGCGUGAAACGGAAUCACAACCCUCCAGAAUCAGCCACGCUAUCAUUAAACCAACGAAGAGUAGGUGGCCAUUGGCGACAUUUACAGAGUCAAUGGAAGCAACCGAAGCCGAUAUUUGUGUUUCGUCGUCCGAAUGUCUUACGACGGAAAGCGAUGGACCGUCUGCGCUGGGGAAAGAGCCCGUGGAGUUAUCGAGUGAGGGAGAUGCUGAGGAGAGUGAAGGCACGUUAUGGAGCUCUCAAGAAAGUGUACUAGAACGUGGUGUGUCUGCGGCAGGAACAAUUGCAGAAGGGAAGCUAGUGGAAGCUGAAGUGACACCCGAUACGGAAAUGAAGAUGAUCCACGCUACCACCGAGUCGAACGUGGACCAAAGUGACGAUGCCACCCCGUUAGCUGAAGGCUUGCAGCAAUCAAGCUAUACCGAGGAAGUCAUGUUCGACAAGUCUCGAAAUCAGGUCGACGUGGUCUCGGCUAAAAAUGCUGAAGAAACAGAACAUGCACUCGAGAAGGAAUCAGAUGUUCUUGGGAAUGAGAGAGUACGAGCUGUCGAUGAUAAAUGUAUGCUGAGCACCACAACCGAGAUUCUGGAUGACGAAGAAAAAGUACAGGCGACCUCUCGAGACAACCCGAGAGAACGAGAAUACAUGCAGAAGUGGAAUGAGACGCUGGAACAAGCACGCAUGAGGCUUCCUUAG
This is a messenger RNA of Peronospora farinosa, 1875 nucleotides long. Lineage: Eukaryota; Oomycota; Peronosporomycetes; Peronosporales; Peronosporaceae. The record is from the annotation of a GenBank genome assembly.